AUGGCAACCCCACCGACCGCGUCACACCAGGCUGCUGUCCAGAGGCGAUCGAUCCCCGAUCAGCGCUCCGCCGCGUCAUCGAUGACGCUGCGGAGCGCAGCGUCAUCGAUGACGCUGCGGAGCGUUCUGUUCAGAGUGAGACGUCUGUCCGGCGUCACGUCUGUCCGCCUCUCUGCGCGGCUCGUCGGCUCGACUCGGCCUCUGUCCUCCCGGUCUCUCUCCUCUCCCCGGUCCUCUGUCCUCCUCUCCCCGGUCCUCUCUCCGGUUCUCCGGUUCUGCAGGGAUGUUCCGGUUCUGGUUCUGGUUCCGUGCGUGCGUGUUGCUGUGGCUCGUGCCCGGCUGCGCGUGCCCGGCGGCCCGGCUGUACACGGAGCAGGACGCGCUGGAGAUCCUGCACGGAGGAGCAGCAGGAGGAGCAGGAGGAGCAGGAGGAGCAGGAGAGCAGCUGCAUCAGGAGGCCUGCUCCGCAGAGACGCGGCCUCCGCCUGGCUGCUGCAGUUCUUCUCCUCCUGGUGCGGACACUGCAUCCAGUACUCCACCACGUGGAGGGCCCUGGCCCAGGACGUCAAAGACUGGCAGCCGGUGUUCCGUAUCGGGGUCUUGGAUUGCGCUCAGGAAGAAAACUUUGACGUCUGUAAAGAGUACAGCAUCAAGUUACUACCCUUACUACGUAAUAACAGCAGUACUCCUGUCUGUCCUCAGUACUUUCAUGCUCACAGUCCACAGACAGACAGAGGGACGCCCUACAGAGGUGCAGACAGACAGAUUCAGUCAGUGAGACAGUUGAUGGUGAACAUCCUGCAGAACCACACCAAGGUGGACUGGCCAGACCACUGUCCUCCACUGGAACCAUACAGUUCUGUGGAGCUGCUCCCUCUGCUGGGUCAAAGGUCAGACCACUACACCGCCAUCAUCGUAGAGGAACCAGACUCCUACGUAGGACGAGAGGUGAUCCUGGACCUGCUCCAGUUCUCCGGUGUGGAGGUGAGGAGAGCUCUGAGUUCUGAUCUCCCUCUGCUGGACGCUCUGAAGAUCACCAGCUUCCCCUCCGUUUACCUGCUGCACCCGAACGCAACACACACACAGCUGCAUGUUCAGAAGCGGUUGCGUUUCUUCUUCUCCUCCUUGUUGAGGACGUUACCAGGAGUCCAGCGGCAGUUGAAGUCCAGCAGCAGUACCGGUGGUGGCCUGGUGGCGGCGCUGGCGGACAGAGGCAGCAGUGAGCCCUGGAGAGACUUCGACAGGUCUAAGGUGUACUCGGCUGAUCUGGAGUCAGCCCUCCACUACCUGCUGAGAGUGGAGCUGGCUACCCAUAAUACCCUGGAGGGGGCGGAGCUAAAGGUCUUUAAGGACUUUGUCACUUUGGUCUCAAAGUUGUAUCCAGGUGGAGGUUCUGUGGUGAAGCUGAUGGAGACGCUCUCUGAUUGGCUGCUCAGUCUGCCUCUACAACGAAUCCCCUACCAGGCAGUCCUGGACCUGGUGGACAACAAGAUGAGGAUCUCAGGUGUGUUCCUGGGGGCGGAGCUUCGUUGGGUUGGUUGUCAGGGCAGCAGGGAGGGUCUCCGAGGUUACCCCUGUUCACUGUGGACUCUGUUCCACGUGCUGACCGUCCAACAUGAUGCCAGGCCCUCUGCCCUGGAGAACACCGGUCUGGAGGGCGAGGCGGCUCCGGUGCUGCAGGUGAUGCGUCGGUACAUCCGGACGUUCUUCGGCUGUGAGGACUGCGGCCGUCACUUUGAGGAGGCGGCUGCUGUCGGUUUGGAGAACGUCCAGAACCGAGAGGAACAGAUCCUCUGGCUGUGGAACCAACACAACACUGUGAACUACAGACUGACUGGCUCCCUGAGUGAUGACCCCCUCUUCCCUAAAGCUCCGUGGCCGAGUCCCUCCCUCUGCUCCUCCUGCCAUGAGGAGAAAAAUGGCGUCCACGUCUGGAACCAGGACAACGUCCUCCUCUUCCUCAGACGACACUACGGCGCCUCCAACAUGUCCCCCAAAUACUCCCUGACUCCCCCACGACUCCCCGCCCUUCCUCCCAAUCCUGAUCCUAAUCCUGAUCCUGAUCCUGAUCCUAAUCCUGAUCCUGAUCCUGUGCAGACCAGCCAGCCACAGGAGGAGCACCGAGGAGGAGGAGCGAGGAAGGAGCCAGAGAAGAAAACUGAGAAGCAGCCGGAGCCUCGACCCGGUAACAAGGCUCUUAGUGGGGAGGAGCGUGAGGAGGUUCUGGGGGGAGGAGGAGGAGCAGGAGGAGGUGUUUGGAUUCUGGGUCUGGGUUUUAACAGCGUGGACAUGAGUCUGUGUGUGGUGCUCUACGUCUGCUCCUGCCUCUUCCUCAUGCUCCUCUUCUUCUUCUUCAAAGUCCGAUCCAGGAGGUGGAAACUCCGACACUCCCGCCUCCACAUCUGACCAGGACCAGAACCGUCUGACCAGGACUAGUAUGGUUUACUGAUGAACAGAACCCUCUAACCUAGAACCAGAACCCUUUAACCAGGACUAGUAUGGUUUACUGGGGACCGGAACAGUUUAACUGGGACCGGGACCGGACUGGAGCGGUUCUCUGGAGAACGUCUCUCUGCUCACAGCAUUAAAGGGGCCGUCCGCCAAAACCACAGAAAGGUGGAUCCAGAGGUUCCAAAUGAUGGAUUUUAGAAACCUGGUCUGAAUGAGUUGUUUUUAUAGAAUCAGUUUUGAACUCCUGGAUCAUGUGACCAGGUGAUCAUGUGACCAUGUGACCAGGUGGUCACAUGUUGAACCUCCCACAGAGGGACAUGAUGUUAGGCCAGUUAGCCCACUGGGACUGAACUGGACCAGACUGGUUCUACUGAGUUCACUUUGUGCCAAAUGUUUAACCUGCUGACAGACGACACACCUGUCCUUAGGCCCCGCCUCCUCCGUGUGUGUGUGUGUGUGUGUGUGUGUGUGUGUGUGUGUGUGUGUGUGUGUGUGUGUGUGUGUGUGUGUGUGUGUGUGUGUGUGUGUGUGUGUGUAAACUGUGAAACA
Anoplopoma fimbria (sablefish) is the source of this 3000-nucleotide messenger RNA. RefSeq names its product sulfhydryl oxidase 2-like. The record is from RefSeq and is a predicted model, not a curated record. The transcript has 13 exons. Gene Ontology annotation, molecular function: protein disulfide isomerase activity; flavin-dependent sulfhydryl oxidase activity. Lineage: Eukaryota; Metazoa; Chordata; Actinopteri; Perciformes; Anoplopomatidae. Gene Ontology annotation, biological process: protein folding. Gene Ontology annotation, cellular component: Golgi membrane. Bases 1 to 2406 code for a protein of 801 amino acids.